Molecule: messenger RNA, 3138 nt
Organism: Eimeria maxima
Lineage: Eukaryota; Apicomplexa; Conoidasida; Eucoccidiorida; Eimeriidae
Exons: 3
Coding region: 1-3138 (1045 amino acids)
Biological process (GO): cilium assembly; cilium movement
Cellular component (GO): cilium
Source: RefSeq, a predicted model, not a curated record
AUGGCCACGCCAAGCUCAGACUCCGAUGGACCCCCGGAAAUUCCGGAGGAGGAAGAUCGAAUCAACCGUAGAGUUGUCCGAAAGACUUCUUUGGACCUCAAUAACAAUUUUUGCUGGCACAUCAAGGGACCCACACUAUCUCAUCAUGAAACAUCCACAGGCACGAAGCGCGUACAGCGCUUUAGCCACCCGGUGCGAGAACCGGCGGCUGUGGCAAAAGGCAAUAAGAACAGAAAUGAUCCCAAGGUUUCCUCACAGGAAGAUUUGUCCCUAGCCUUCCAGCUUGAAGACGACAAUUGUGUACUCAGGGCUACACCUGCGAACCUCGAGUUCCAACUCGAGUGCACGGAUCAUGAUUCGUGCAAAGCCCUGAAGCCACUUACAAAAGAAGUUGUGUUGCAAAACACCACCAAUUAUACUGUUUCAUUUGCUGUGCUUCCUCCGUCGUCAAAUGCAUUUUCUGUAUCGUGCCAACGAAAAAAACCGUUUCUUUCUGCUGGGAUGGUGCAACGCGUCCUAGUCUCUUUCAUUCCUGAUGUGUACGCGCCACAAUCAGACUUCAUUAAAGUAGUAGUGUCAAUUCGCUCAGCAGGAGAUGCAACAGGGGUGUCUUGUAACAGAAGAGAGAGUGAAAGGGGCAAACGAUUCCAGGACUCUUUGUUUUUGACCCGCAUUCCUCUACGAGCGGUAGUGCGCUGCAGCGUGAGGGGAGAUGACUUUGUUGUACCUCCUAACAUUGAGUCCAACGGGAGGUAUGAGUGUGAAAAAGAGGAUGACUUUAUUCCUUUCUCCCUAGUAUCCAGUCUGGACUUUGGUCCCACUAGGGUAGGAACAGUAAAGCGACGACGCCUGGUUCUCCCAGCUGCAUUAUGGGCUGCUGUCGAGUAUAGGGUAGAACUAACGAGAAAAAUUAGUGCGUUUUUAGUGGAGCCUUUGAAGGGCAUCAUCGGCCCUAGGGAUCCUGUAUCACUCUGGCUUCAGUUCGCUCCUCGCCUCAAUGUCGAAUACUCAGAAGAUAUACUGAUAUUUCUUGGUCGUAACUCAAGUCCCCAUCGAGUUACAUUAACAGGGAACGGCGUACCCUUGCAGACUGCAGGACACAACAUACUGGUGCGUAGGAAGAGCUGUGAGGUGCUUGAGAGUUCUCCUCAAUUGGGGGCAGCGCACGUAUCUGAUCCGGAGCACUGCCGCACACCCCAAACGGGUGAACAAAUCGAAUAUGACCAGCUCAAUGGACAGGCUGGAAAUACGUUUAUAAAGCUGAACAGCAAAGAAGAACAGCUGAAUCCCGAAAAUUGCGUGGAGACUCCAGCAGCUACUGUUAAUGCAUACUUGACCGAGGGUAAGGCAACUCGUGUAUCCACGCCUCACCGCCUGAAACAUCCUUUGCGCAGGCGAGAAUGUACUACAGAAGAGACGAAUUACCCUCUCGGUACUACCAGCGCAACUAAACGCAUUGACAGCAACAAGUACGGCGAUGGCGCGACUUCCAAGCAGUCCUUGGAUGAACGUUGGGCCGAAUUGGUGGCUGUUUUGCGAGCGCAAAAGCUGGGAACGCAUACUGUUAAGGGCGCCACCCAGCCAUCUGAUACUGUUGUCCAGAAAAUUCAGUUGAAAAGAGCAGAGGAGGUCCAAAAGAUGCUGAAGUCUUUGCAAAUUCAAGACAGGAACCGUAGCAGCUGCACGUUCGCAGGUGCCGCUGUUGCUCCGUCCCGAAACACUCAAGAAAACCAUCCAGACCCUACCUCCAACGUGCAAGAGAAGGGGCCAAUGUUACAGCAGCUGUGGCGAAGUGAACUAACCAAAAAGUUUCAACAGGCUGCAGCAGCAGUAGUGCUUCGUACAAGGAUGGCGAGACGUCUAGAGGCACUACGCUCAUGGAUCCGCUCCCAUAGUUUGAGAGAAGAGGCUAAUCAAGCGGGAAUCCAGGGCAAACAACAUCAGAACACCCCGCCGAAGUGCCUAGACUUACCGCAACGUGCACAAGAGCGGAAUAUCGAACAGCGGUGCCAGCAGGGUAUUCCAACUCACACAGACACAACACAGCAAUAUGCUAAAUCUUCAAGUGGCCUUUCCAACAGUCCAAGCAGCACCGUAGUCCCAGUAUUAAGCGGGCCAGAUGGCUCAACAAAUGCGAGAUCUUCAGAAACUCCUGGAGGCGUACAGGGACAAGACGCACACAGCUUCGGUGAAGAAAACAGAUGGAAAGUAAAACUUGUUCCUCCGAGAUUAUCGCUGUCCACGGACAUCAACGGUGAAUCGGAAUGGCAGAGCAUUCCUGGUCCGCAAUUCUGGGGGAAGGAGGACCUUAAUGUUGCAGAACUGUUCACGUGCAUGCAGCACAACGCACCAUUAUCACCAUUAUCCAAGCGUGAUAUUGAUGUUUUCCACCUCAAGGAAGAAGACGUAGUAACCUGCACUGGAGGUUUAGAAGUUACAGAUGCGGAUCUCCUUCAGUCUCUGCUAGAAGCAACUCCACCACUAAUAGAUGACAAGUCCUGGACGUCCUCGUAUGCCGCUAACCCAGAUGAUGCUGGACAUUCGAUGUUGAUGAGGUCGGCUUCACAAGGAAUUAAUGGAGUUUUGGAUAGUGUUGCCCUUUUGCCACCUGAGGAUCCGGAGGGAUUGGCUGCAGUAGCGUGGCGUUUUGUAGCGUCGGUGCCUCCCUACUCAAGCGCCUGUAUGCAACUGCCUUCCAUUGUGGAGACAGACCUCGCAUACAUCUUCCUUCAGGCAGCUUCUCAAGCGAAGACAGACCAUGCUGUCAGGAAUAUAUUCCCACCAUUUGCGGAAAUACCCCCUCUCCGCUGCAACGUCUUUGAGCUUACUACUGUACCAGCAGGGGCACUGUGGCCUCCUGGUGCUCACCAGAGGUCCAUUCGGUCUGUUGCCAGCAACUUUGUAGAACAGGCAAGUGAGAAGACUACCGAAGCAACCAAAAUAGAUGCUCUGGAGCCUGCAGUAGCAAAGGACGCUUACACAUUGGCAUUCGAGGAGUGCGGUGACAGAGCAGAGGCACUAAAAAGGGACAGUAACGCUCUUAAGAAUAUCUGGGGACUCGCUAGAUGCGAACAAGUGGAGCUCCUGAGUGAAGUUAAUAAAACGCUGCCUCAGGAAUUCCAGAUCCCCUAUUUGUGA